Molecule: messenger RNA, 3039 nt
Organism: Naegleria lovaniensis
Lineage: Eukaryota; Heterolobosea; Eutetramitea; Acrasida; Naegleriidae
Exons: 2
Coding region: 1-3039 (1012 amino acids)
Cellular component (GO): intracellular membrane-bounded organelle
Molecular function (GO): P-type calcium transporter activity; nucleotide binding
Source: RefSeq, a predicted model, not a curated record
AUGCAACAACUGCAUCGGAGGCUUCUCUCUGUUGCGGCAAGAGAAAGUAAACCGAAACGAUCGUUAGAUAUUGCCAUAAACAAGGGAUCGUAUGGGAUAACGAUAGAAGAACUUGAUGCUCUGAGCAGUAAGCGAGAUAUUUCGGAAUUGGAAUAUACUUAUGGAGGAGUUAAAAACAUUGCAAAAUCGCUCGGAACAGAUAUUGAUCAAGGAAUUAAUAGCCUGCAAGUUGAAGAACGAAGAAUUUAUUUUGGAAAACAUUUAAGCUCUCCUAGACGAACGAAUUCUUGGUUUAAAUUAUUUAUUGAUUGUUUUAGACAGCCGUUCGUGACUACUUUCUUUAUUCUGGCGGUGUUGUCUAUCCUUUUUGGAGUGAGCUUGCCCGAAGACCAGUCACAACGACAAAAAGGGUGGAUUGAAGGCGUUUCUCUUUUGUUUGGAUGUUUAUUUGUUUGUUUAGCAAAUAGUUUUAACGAAUGGCAAAAAAAAAGAAAAUGGAACGAAAUUUAUACGAAACAAGACAGCGAAUAUAGAGUGAAUAUAAUUAGGGAUGGAAAACUUUGUUCGCUGCUAAUGGAAGAUAUUGUUGUUGGUGACGUUAUUCAACUCGAACCCGGCGAUUUUAUUACAUGUGAAGGAAUUAUCAUUGAAUGUUACAAUUUAAUUUGUGAUGAAAAUUUAUUUGUUGGACAACAAGAAAUGACCCUCAAAGAUGUGAAAAGAAAUCCAUUCAUUUCUUCAGGAACGUUUGUGACAAAUGGAUAUGGAAAAAUGCUCGUAACAAAUGUUGGACUACAUUCCAAAUACUUUGAGUUUUGUUUCAACACAAUCAAUGAAGAGGAGGAUGGAAAUAAUUCAGCAUUAGAAACUCGAUUAGCGAAAAUUGCCAACAAUAUUUGGAAAAUUUCACUUGGAUUUUCGAUUGGAACAUUUGUCGUACUCUUUGGAGGUUGGAUGAUUUUCAAAAUUGUCUCUUCUUCUACGAACACUUCCUCAUGGGAUCAAACUGAUCUCAUUACAUUUUUGAAAAUUUUCUGCCUUUGCUUUUCCGUAUUAUUUGUAUGCACUCCAGAGGGAAUCUACAAAAUUAUUACCACAUCACUUGCCUACUCGACUCGAAGGACAAUUAAGGAUAACAUUCUAUGCAGCUUUCAUCAAACACCAGAUGUGUGUGAAAGACUCAGUUAUACCUCCCAGGUCAUUGUUGACAAGUCUGUCCUUACACAAAAAAAUAUGAAUGUUGUAAAAGUUACCAUUGCUGGAGAGACUAUUGAAAUGAAUGGAGAAAACCAAAUUGAUGAGACCCUGUUACAAAUAUUGUCCAGUGCAAUUGCUGUCGAUUCGAGAGCAACUCUCAAAUAUUCAGAACAUCUUGAAAAUUAUGAAGGAAUUGGAGAUCCCCUUGACUGCUCACUUUUAUUAUUUUUACAGCAAGUAGGAGUUGAUUAUGCGCCAAUACGAAAUUAUUACCACAAAGAACACAAAGUUGUUAAAAUGUUUCCAGUCGAGAACGGUACAAUGACUACCAUUGUCAACAAUGGUAAAUCUCACAUCAUUUUCACGAAAGGUGACUAUGAACGUAUUAUUCAGGCCUCUUCAGGUGAGUUACUGAAAGAAGGAAUAGUGUCUCCGUUAGAUGCAACAAAAAAGAGUGAGCUAGUGGACAAAAUGCACCGCUACUCUUCAGAAGGUUAUUACGUCAUUGCACUAGCAUAUCGAGAAAUUGAGGCAGAUUGUUCAGAUUGGACCUUUCUUUCUUCCGAGUACGAAGAAGAUUUUGUGAUUAUUGCCUUGAUGAUCUUAAUUGAUCCCAUUAAGCCAGGAGUUCAUGAAAGUAUUGCCGAGUUGCACAAGGCAGGUAUUACGGUGAAGCUUGUCACCAGUGAUAACACCCAUAUUGCAAGAAAAAUAGCCACAGAAUGUGGUAUCCUAUCCAAUACGCAAGACAAUGAAGGUUUAAUCAUGGAGGGGCCUUCCCUUAGACAUUUGAUCGAAGAGGAUGUAGAAAAAAUUUCUAAAAAUCUUCGUGUCCUUUCCAAAGCCAACCCUUACGAUAAGCUUCGACUCAUCACGUGCUUGCAACGAAGAGACGAAUUUGUCACGCUCUUUGCCUCUUCCUACAAAGACUUAACUGCUGUUCAAUGUGCCAAUGUUGGAGCAGUUCAAGGCAUUAGCGGCUCUCACUCCACAAAAAACAAUUCAGAUUUGCUCAUUACCGAUGAUAAUCUGUCAUCAUUGGUGCGAGCCAUUGCAUGGGGAAGAGCUCUGUUUUACAAUAUUCAAAAAUACCUCGUCUUCCACAUGACCAUCAAUAUUGUGGUCAUGAUUUUUACAGCUGCAACUGCUCUUACCUCCUACCUUUUGACACCAACUCAGUUACCUCCUUUCAAUCCAGUUCAACUGUUCUGGGUGCACAUCAUUAUGGAUAUUUUUGCUGCCUUAUCGUUGGCUUCUGACCCACCUCCAAGUGAAAUUAUGACACACCUUCCCACAAAACCAAAACAUAGCAUUGUCACCAAGAAUAUGAAACUUCACAUUAUUGGACAAAUUAUUUAUCAAUUGGUUGCUCUAUUGGUCCUGCACUACGCUGGUCGAUAUAUGUGUAUUCACGAUCAACAGGCCAAUAAGAUUUGUCUGUGUGAUCCAACGCCUCCUUCAACAAGUCCAAGUACCAUUAGCAUGACACAAGUGAGUUACACCAUUGUAUUCAACGCUUUUGUGUUUUGCCAAAUAUUCAACCAAUUCAAUUGCAGAAGAAUUAACAAUGAGUGGAACUUGUUCAAAAGUAUUCACAAAUCUCUCAUGUUUGUGGGUCUUUUUGCACUCACUGUAAGUUUUCAAGUGUUAUUGGUACAAGUUGGACUUGCAAAUUUGGUACCUUUGACUUGGUAUCAAUGGCUGGUGAGUGUUGGAGUUGGACUAUUGUGUAUUCCUGUUGGAUAUUUAUUGAGAUUCCUUAGUUCAAAUAUUAUCAGCAGUAACAAAUUUAAACGAGGAAUGAAUAGAAUAAGAAAUCGUGUGGUAGGAGCUCGUCAUUGA